CGCCGUCUCGCGCCAAAGGCCGCUUGGCUCGAGAAAUCGUGCGCGCCUCUGGUGUCGGCACGCUCUUAGCGCAGGGCUGGAUGCGGCCAAGCUCAUCGGCGUGCUCUUGAGAAGAGCAAGGCGGACGACAUGAAUUGUCGCUCGACUGUUGUUGCGAUCAGCGCCACCGUCGCGACUUUCUUGGUUGCUGACGCUGGACGAGUCGAACAUCGUUUAGAAGGGUAUGGCUGGGAAGGAGGAAAGAGAUGGCAGGAAGCGAGGAAGGAGAUUGGGGGUGUCCACGUAUUGAGGACCAGCAAGCACCAACCUUUCCACGCCUUUCUCUGUGCGGAGUAGGGAGGCAGGUCGGAGACUGUUUCUGGUCGUAAUGGC
This is a messenger RNA of Acaromyces ingoldii, 372 nucleotides long. RefSeq lists its product as hypothetical. The transcript is spliced from 3 exons. The record is from RefSeq and is a predicted model, not a curated record. Lineage: Eukaryota; Fungi; Basidiomycota; Exobasidiomycetes; Exobasidiales; Cryptobasidiaceae. Bases 130 to 336 code for a protein of 68 amino acids.